CUUAACUCAGCGUUCCAACCUUAUCCGAUUCUCCCACCACCACAGUCACCGCGCCCGCCACUCACCAUGCCCUCAUCCCAUCAUCCACUACAAAUCCUAACCCUAUCCCCACCUCCAACUCCAAUCCCAACUUCUGACCCAAAAGCAUGGCCGCCGAUGAACCGUUGGAGCGCGAUCCCGCGACACCGGCGUCAGUGGCGGGUCUUAGCAAGCCUGCCCCGGGCUCAACAUGGUCAGAUCUAGAAACUACCCACCUGAUUGAUGCUUACGAGGAGAAAUGGAACUCUUCCAAGCGCGGCCCGCUGAGGGCACAGCAGUGGGAGGACGUCGCCGUUGAAGUCGCAGGCCGCUGCGGUCUCACUCGCCCCUCUAAGAGCGGCACGCAGUGCCGCCACAAGAUCGAGAAACUCCGCAAGCGCUACCGCUCCGAGCGCCUCCGCCCUGUACGUUCCUUGUGGCCUUUCUUCGAGCGCAUCGACAGAAUGGAGCGUGGUCCUUUACCCAUAUCCGCUCGCCUACCACCGCCGGCACCCGCUUCGUCUUCCUCCUGCUCCGACUUCAAGCCUCACCUCAGCAACAAGCGAAGUGUCAACGGGAUCCUCGGGGAAGCGGGACUGCGGGAGAGCGCUAGGGUUUCGAGAAACGUGAGGCCGCGGAAGAGACGGGUUGAGGAGGAAGAUGAGGAAGACGACGAUGAAGAAAAUGAAGAGGAGGCUGAUGAAGGGAGAGAUGCGGGGCUGGGAGGGCUUACUGAACUGGCAGCAGAGUUAAGGAGAUUUGGGGAGGGUUAUGUAAGGAUGGAGAGGAAGAGAAUAGAGAUGAUGAGGGAGAAGGAGCGAGAGUGGAUGGAGAUGGAGUCGAGGAGAUUGGAGAUGGUAAUGGAAGCGCAGCGAGGCCUAGUAGAGACCAUUGCGGGAGCAUUCUGGAAAAAGGCGAAGAACUCGGACGAUUUAUGAGGAUAACUGGACACUUCAGCCUUUCCGCUCGCGCCAAUCAAAGUCUUGAUGUCUUCGUUUAUCAUUCAGGUAUUUGAGGAAGAAUUUAUUUGUUAUUCACGCCAUGUUCUUAUUUUAUUUCUGGUUUUCUAUUCGGUUGUCUGUGUUUCACCAUGUAUUGAGAAACUCCUGGACUUUGAAAUGUGCUAUGUUAUGUAUGAUGGCCUUUAAAUGAUAAUGGUUAUCUAAUCAGCUAGUUUUUAUGUUA
Dendrobium catenatum is the source of this 1203-nucleotide messenger RNA. Its product is annotated as trihelix transcription factor ASIL1-like. The record is from RefSeq and is a predicted model, not a curated record. Gene Ontology annotation, molecular function: transcription cis-regulatory region binding. The transcript has a single exon. Lineage: Eukaryota; Viridiplantae; Streptophyta; Magnoliopsida; Asparagales; Orchidaceae. The coding region runs from base 147 to 956 and encodes 269 amino acids. Gene Ontology annotation, cellular component: nucleus.